This is a messenger RNA of Botrytis porri, 213 nucleotides long. RefSeq lists its product as uncharacterized. The transcript has 2 exons. The coding region runs from base 1 to 213 and encodes 70 amino acids. NCBI's taxonomy places the organism in Eukaryota, Fungi, Ascomycota, Leotiomycetes, Helotiales, Sclerotiniaceae. The record is from RefSeq and is a predicted model, not a curated record.
AUGGCACUGGGCUCCGACAGUUCCAAAAUGGUUCUGGUCUUGAUGGAUAUGCCAUUUUACGGCAGGCCUAGAAAACCUCGCCCACUGAUAUCAGUCAUUACAUCAGCAUUUGUUGAACACAUAUCUGAUAAUACUUUGGGUACGCAUCAGGUGUUCCAGGUCUUCAUUGACUCUGGGCAUCGAAACCUCCGUGAGGGCUGUAGCAUCAGGUAA